AUGUCUUCGGAUCUUGAAACCGUUCGCAGGAUGAACAUAGAGGGUGCUAUCUCUCCUGGAGCAUCCAUACGUAUAUGUACCAAUGACGUCUCUGCAACCGGGACCCUGAUAGCUGCUGUGGCAGCGUCGCCGGUGCUACUCGCCGUCCCGGAGGAUCCGAUUAGUCGCACACCGUCGACGUCUCGAAGGAAUCCACCGUCUCUCGAAUCUCGAUCAAGAACCGCGUCGUCGACUAGACCUGCUGCCGAUGUGGAAGUCGAUGUCGUCCCUCUAGGUCCGGAGACUGUCAGUCCGAACGUUUAUGUAACUUCAGCUCGGCCGGAAGAGAUUGCAGAGCAUGGCGGCCAAGUCCUCCCGCCACCAGCACGAGGGCGACUAAGGCGGUGGCUGAGAAACAACAGCGUGAUCGUAGCUGGACGUCGACUGCGUUCGAGUAUAACCAAUAGCCAUGUCGGUCGCAUCUUACACGCACAUCGAACAGCGGCUGUCAAUUCUACCAUUGCUAAUCCCCGGGCUGCUCUAACUACAACACUGGCCGUCGAGAUCCCGAUUACGCUGCCACCUAGCGUUCGAACUUCCCGUUCUCCAUCACCGCCGCUGCAAGCGGUCUCGCAACUUGCGCCUGAAGCUCCGCGGACAGACCUACCAGCGCGUCUAAGUGCACGUCCAUCUCCUACAGCACCAUCGUUCGGCAACCCGUCCCAACGAGACGCUGAUCCUUACACUUAUCCGCUUUCACCCGGGGCCAGCACUCUCCCUACCGAUUUUGAACGGGCUCCGCUGGCGCAGCAGACCCCGGCUGAGCGCAGUACGGUGUCACGAUGCGAAUGCAGCCCAAACUGCCAUUGCAUGCGACGAGACGCAUCUCAAACCUCUGAGCAGUCUCAAGGGCUGCCAACCUCUUCUACACCUGAUGAAAAUAACAGCGACUCAGGAGCAAGGCAUGUUCCCCAGGAUCUAGCAGAUUUUCCUCACGAUACUCGGGGGAUUGGUGACCGCUUUGUCGAUCCGAGAAGCCAGCGUUCGCGAUACUUUUACGGUGAAUUGCCCAUGACUGACGGUAGCGAGAGAAACUCCAGUCUGAGACUUCGAGACCCCAACCGCGAGAGCGGCGCCACGUUUUCGAGUCAAGCAACGACGGCGUACAGCGCCGAUCCACUUCCAGGCGUGCCAGCAGUAGCAACAGCCUCGCCAUCGCCACUUGGACUGUCUCUUGUGACGCAGAACCUUCCACCAGCAGCUCCCACAAAUCAGACAAAUGGCGGCUUGAUCGACGGUGGGCGUACACCCACAGGUCCUGACAGCAUCGAUUCAAACCGUACCCCUACAACUGCCGUUCGUGCUAAUGGCGCGCUCUCGGACUCUGUGCAUGGGCCGGUGCCCAAUAGUUUUUCGGCUCUCGAAGACCAUAACGACCUGCCGGAUCACGAGCCGAGCACAAGCGAAAUUCCAUCUCCCACCGAGCCGACAAGAGACUGA
Molecule: messenger RNA, 1479 nt
Organism: Coniosporium apollinis CBS 100218
Lineage: Eukaryota; Fungi; Ascomycota; Dothideomycetes
Exons: 1
Coding region: 1-1479 (492 amino acids)
Source: RefSeq, a predicted model, not a curated record